CUACACCCGACUCGUAAUGGCUAGGUUUCAAAUGACGUCACCACCACCCUUGGACCAAUCGGAUAAAUUAACUAUGGAAAAAAACUUCUCGCUGGACUUGUGUUCUUUGACCUCCUUGACACACAAGAUGGCGUAAUCGGAACCCUAUCCAUUGGAAAGCUUGAAACUAAACUGCCAGUGGUUGUUUCUGACGUGUGUCGCAGGGCACAUACAAACAAAAACCUAGUCACACUUAUGCACAAUUUAGUCUUCAAUUAACCAACCAUGUGUGUUUAUGGGAUGUGAGAGGAAACCAGAGUACCCGGAGAAAACCCACGCAAGCAAGGGGGAGGAGGAGUACAUGCACACUCCACCCAGGUGAGGCUGGAUUUGAACCCGGGAUCUCAGAAGUGUGAGGCGCGUGAACUCACCAGUCUCCCACACAGCUACAUGUACGGUAUAAGCACAAAUAGUAAUUGUAUUCAAGAUGAAAAAAACUGACAGGAGAAACUGUCACUAUUUUUCAAUUCACUAGUGUUUUCAUAAGGUCCCUAUAAAUGCUUAUUCUUUUAAAGUAUGGUACAUUUAGCAUUUUUUUUUUCAUCCCGUGUUCAUGUCUUAUUGUUAUUCUAGCAGUCUAGUUCAUGUGAUGUGUGCAUCCAUGGUAAUGUCACAGUGCCUGGAGGGGCCAAGUUUAGGAUGCACUUGGUGAAAGAUUGCGUGUUUACAGGAUUAUAAAAUUGUUCAGCUGUGUGUUUUAAUAAAUAACGACAAGUAGACACCCACAUAAGUGCCUUGUUAACAACAGCCAGGAGCCAUUUUAUUAGUGCCUUACGCAUUAAGUAGUGAAAGAAGCAGUGUAGAAAUUGCUGUUAGUGCCCUAAUAAAAUGAUGAAUAAUAAUAAUAAAAAAAAAGGCUGUCACACAAUUGACCCCUCUGUGGAUAUUGCGCAAUCCGCGUCACUGACCAAUCAGAGGCCAGAGAUCUGCAUAAACCAAAGCCCGUUUUUGCUCCCGCCAUUUUCUCUGACAACAUUGCAUGGUCCAGUAUAGGUUUAGUUAGCGUUUUAUCGCAUAUUUGGGUUAUUUAACAAAAAAUAUGGUUAAGAGGUGUAGUCACGGACUUUGUAAUAGUGACGACAGGUAUCCUGAAAGGCGAGUUGGUGGAGUUCGAUUCGUACCCUUUCCAAAACCGAAGACCCAGUACGAAAAAUGCCUUCGAUGGAUCAAACUUUGUGGAAGACCGCAUCAUCAACUAAAUCCAUCUAAUAUCAACCGGAACACAUAUGUUUGCACGGAGGUCCUCAACGUCAUCGAACACUGUGAAGGCAGCGAGCGGGAAGAGAUGCUGUGCAGGCUUUUGAACGAUCAGAUGACCUCGGACAACGUGGUGCAGUACCUGCGCCUGCUCACGUCGGCCCACCUGCAGAACCACGCAGACGACUUCCGCAACUUUGUGGAGGCGCCCAGUCUGCAGGUCUAUUGUCAUCAGGAAGUGGAAGCUAUGGGGAUGGAGUGCGACCAUGUGGACAUCCUGGCUCUGACUCAGGCACUGGACAUCUGCAUCCACAUCGUCUCAAUGGACGGUGAAGAUGAGCAGCUGGUGCACCACAUUAUCCCUGAUGGUGCCGAGCCGUCCAUGCACCUCCUCCACCACAUAUCACACUUUAGCAUUCUGGGCCCCCGACCCCCACCUUGACUCUUUC
Molecule: messenger RNA, 1685 nt
Organism: Syngnathoides biaculeatus (alligator pipefish)
Lineage: Eukaryota; Metazoa; Chordata; Actinopteri; Syngnathiformes; Syngnathidae
Product: ubiquitin thioesterase OTUB2-like
Exons: 3
Coding region: 1079-1678 (199 amino acids)
Biological process (GO): negative regulation of double-strand break repair; protein K48-linked deubiquitination
Cellular component (GO): nucleus
Molecular function (GO): ubiquitin binding; cysteine-type deubiquitinase activity
Source: RefSeq, a predicted model, not a curated record